Molecule: messenger RNA, 1401 nt
Organism: Cucumis melo (muskmelon)
Lineage: Eukaryota; Viridiplantae; Streptophyta; Magnoliopsida; Cucurbitales; Cucurbitaceae
Product: patatin-like protein 2
Exons: 5
Coding region: 77-1330 (417 amino acids)
Biological process (GO): lipid metabolic process
Molecular function (GO): monoacylglycerol lipase activity; glycerophospholipase activity
Source: RefSeq, a predicted model, not a curated record
AUAAUCCCAAACUCUAUAAUAGAUCUCUCAAUAACUCCAUCCUGCUUUUGUUUUACAAAAUAAUUCAACGCAUAAUAUGGCUUCUGAAGUUGAUUACAGAAAGGGGGAAUACAGAACAAUUUUGAGCAUUGAUGGAGGUGGCAUUAGAGGUAUUAUUCCCGGAGUUAUUCUAGAAUUUCUCGAGACUGAGCUUAAGAAAUUGGAUGGAGAAAAUGCAAGAUUAGCAGAUUACUUUGAUGUAAUUGCUGGUACAAGCACAGGCGGUCUGGUUGCCUCCAUGCUUGCAGCUCCUGACAAGGACAAUCAUAAUAAACCUUUGUUUGCAGCAAAAGAUAUUGUCCCCUUCUAUAAAGAUCAUGCACCAAAAAUCUUCCCUCAACCAAAUUAUUUUUUGAGUUCAGUGGUAAAUAAGUUUUGGAAAGUUUUGGGCCCAAAGUAUGAUGGAGUAUACUUGAAAUCAUUGUUAAAGAAAAAGCUUGGAGAUCUAACACUCAAGGAAACGUUAACACAAGUUAUAAUUCCUACAUUCAACAUUAAGUAUCUUUUCCCUGUCAUUUUCACUACAGUUCAGGCCAAAAUGGAUGAGUUAAAUAAUCCAAAAUUGGCUGACCUUUGCCUCAGUACCUCUGCAGCACCAACUUACUUACCUGGUCAUGAAUUUGAAAUCAAGAACUCGGAAGGAACAGUUCGUAAAUUUGAUAUGAUCGAUGGUGGAGUUGCAGCGAAUAAUCCUACAUUAACUGCAAUAAUGCAUGAGAGAAAAGAGAUGAUCAUCAGAAAAGAAUUAGAAAGUGAGAAGAUCUGCGAGGAAGAAGACGUAUGCGAUAAUAUAUCAUCAAAAAAGAUGUUGAUCCUUUCUUUAGGGACAGGUACACCUAAAAAAAAUGGGAAGUAUAGUGCAGCUGAUUCUUCGAAAUGGGGAGUUUUGGGUUGGGUCUACAAUAAUGGAACUACGCCUAUCAUUGAUAUUUUCAGUGAUGCAAGUGCUGAUAUGGUGGAUUAUCAUAUUGGUACCAUCUUCCAGUAUGAACAUAAUGUUCAUAAAAAUGAUAAUAAUAAAAGGGAUCAUCUUCGUAAAAAGGAUUAUCUUCGUAUUCAGGAUGAUACAUUGACUGGUGAUUUAGCUUCUGUGGAUAUUGCAACCAAAGAGAAUUUAGAAAACCUGGAAAAAGUGGGAAAGAAUUUGCUGAAGAAAAUAGUUUCAAGGGUUAACUUGACAACAGGAGAUUUUGAAGAACUUCCUCAAGAAAAAGGAACCAAUGAAGAUGCUCUUAUUCAGUUUGCUAAACGUUUGUCACAGGAGAGAAAACUACGAUUUGCCAAUCAAUGAUCAAGAAGCCAAAACUAUUCCAUUUCAAACAUGGCUUCUUUUUCUUUUCAUUUUCUGUUUUAUUUCUUGUG